Pygocentrus nattereri (red-bellied piranha) is the source of this 4209-nucleotide messenger RNA. RefSeq names its product potassium voltage-gated channel subfamily S member 2. The transcript has 2 exons. Gene Ontology annotation, molecular function: voltage-gated potassium channel activity; protein binding. The coding region runs from base 433 to 1866 and encodes 477 amino acids. Gene Ontology annotation, biological process: potassium ion transmembrane transport; regulation of delayed rectifier potassium channel activity; protein homooligomerization. The record is from RefSeq and is a predicted model, not a curated record. NCBI's taxonomy places the organism in Eukaryota, Metazoa, Chordata, Actinopteri, Characiformes, Serrasalmidae. Gene Ontology annotation, cellular component: membrane; voltage-gated potassium channel complex.
UCUCGCGGAGCUGUCCCUUUCAGGACCACCUACAAAAUAUUUAACGUGGUAGUACGUGUUGCUGCACAGCAACGGAGAGCGCGCGAAGGAUCUGUGGAAUUUGCUUCGUCAAAGAUAAAGACGUGGAAAAUGGAACAUCGUUGAAGCCUGCCCUUUUUCUCAGCACAUCAGAAACCAAAUGCAGUAGAACGCUGCUUUUUGCUAAACGAGUGAGAUUGUGCUAUGGGAAGGAAACCCCUCAAUCUCAAACAAUGCCUGACAUAUAAACGUCUAGGCGGCAUGAGUGAGGAUUCUGGGAGACGGUUGGUUCACCCUCAGUCUCAGCUCACAUGAGUCAGUUUAAUGGAAACACCGGGCUAAUUUCUAUCAUCGGAAACACAGACGUUUCAUACAAUCUGCAACCAGUCACAAUCACACGAGCAGCCUCAAGACAUGACUGGACAGAGUCUCAAGGAUUCAAACGUAGCCCAUACUGAGAAUAGCGCCAUUAGCAUCAAUGUCGGAGGCUUCAAAAGGCGACUUCUCUCUAACAUACUGUCUCGCUUCCCUGAGACACGUCUUGCCCGUUUGCUUCGAUGUCAGUCAAAAGAAUCCAUCCUUGAACUGUGUGACGACUAUGAUGAUGCCGAAAAGGAGUUCUACUUUGAUCGUAAUCCUGCUCUUUUCCCCUAUGUUUUGAAUUUCUAUAACACAGGCCGUUUACAUGUUAUGGCAGAGCUCUGUAUUUUCUCAUUCAGCCAGGAAAUUGAAUAUUGGGGCAUCAAUGCGUUUUUUAUUGACUCCUGUUGCAGCAACACCUGCCACUGCAGGAAAAUGGAGCCAGACCGGGAGGAAUGGGAAGACAAAAGUGAUGAAGUGAGCACUACUUCUUCCUUUGAUGAAAUCUUGGAAUUCUACAGCGAUGCUGCAAAGUUUGACAAGCAGCCACUGGGGAGUGUCAGAAGGAAAAUGUGGCUGAUGUUGGACAACCCCGGCUACUCCAUACCUAGCCGAAUCAUCAGUGUGUUCUCUAUUCUGGUGGUGCUGGGAUCCAUAGCCACCAUGUGUAUGAACAGCAUGAGUGAGUUUACCCUGUUGGACAGUGAAGGCCUCCCUCAAGAGGACACACGUUUUGAGACCGUGGAGCAUUUUGGAAUAGGCUGGUUCACUUUUGAGCUAGUUGCUAGGUUUAUGGUGGCACCGGACCUCCUGCACUUCUUCGAACACCCACUGAACAUGAUUGACCUGAUAUCCAUUCUGCCCUUCUACCUCACGCUCCUAAUUGACCUAGUGGCUGAGAGCAGUCCUGCUCUGGCCAACCUGGGCCGUGUAGCACAAGUGCUUCGGUUGAUGCGGAUCUUCCGAAUCCUAAAGCUGGCGCGUCACUCCACAGGCUUGCGAUCACUUGGAGCUACACUGAAAAACAGCUACAAGGAGGUGGGACUGCUGCUUUUAUACCUGGCAGUAGGGGUGUCCUUCUUCUCAGUGAUGGCCUACACCAUCGAAAAAGAGGACAAUGACGGACUUACCACCAUCCCAGCCUGCUGGUGGUGGGCCACGGUUAGCAUGACCACAGUGGGCUACGGAGAUGUGGUGCCAGGGUCCAUUGCAGGAAAGCUCACUGCCUCAGCCUGCAUCCUGGCAGGCAUCUUAGUGGUAGUGCUGCCCAUCACACUUAUUUUCAACAAGUUCUCUUUGUUCUACAAAAGACAGAAGCAGCUGGAGAUUGCCAUGAUGAGCUGUGAUUUCGAUGAGGGUAUUAAGGAAGUGCCCUCUGUGAACCUGAGGAACUAUUAUGCUCAUAAAGUAAAGUCUCUUAUGGUCAGUCUGUCCAACAUGAGUCGCAGUUCCCCCAGUGAUCACAGCCUGAAUGAGUCUCUGCAGUAGUUCAGGUAUCUGAAAGCAAACUCCUCUGUAUGGCUACAUGAGAAUAUCAGUUUAAGUGUAGAACAUUCAGUUGUACCAAAUAGUUCUGUCCUACCAGCAAAACAUACUCAUCUGAUAUGGACCAGAUUUGCUUAGUUCAGUUUUACUUUCUGAAACUCUAACCCAUUUGUAUAUUUGCCAUCUAAGGUCCUGAGAAUAGUCUGUUUUUCACAAUAACAGAAUGCAGGUGUUGAUGCAGAGUUAGAUUUUUUUCUUUGCACCAAUUAUAACCACUGUGUUUUAAAUAAAUAAAUCCCCACAGAGUUCUAGACUUUUAGACAUCCAGUAUCUACUAAUUCAUUGAAAUAUGGACACAGUCCUAUUUCAGUUUUCAUACAAUGGUUUAUACCCCAUUGGUUCAGUGAAAUUCGGUCUGUAACAAUGUUUCUUUCUCUGUUGGAGUUUUGUAUUUGAAUGCUGACAAAGUUUAUUCAGUGCUACAUACUCUAGAUAUAGGGUCUCUAGAUGUGCAGGAGGACAUACCCCCUUACUAGUCGUGUCUUAUAAGAGUUUUAUGUUAUUUAAAUGUUGUACAGUGGAAAUACAGUUGCUAAAUCACAUGCAGUUGCUAAAUUACACAAGACAACAGAUUUUUAAAAGAAAUAAUUCUGUAAAUCUCCACAGCUGACACAAGCAGACCUAAUUGAUAUAGAAGGCUGUCAUCUGAGACACAGCAGCAUGAAUAUUGUUACUUGGCAGGCUCAGAAAAGAGCAAAGACUAGGCUUUGUGUUUUGAGGGAGUGGGCACAAUGAUAAAUUUCAAGCAAAAAGCUUUAAGUGUUACAUUCAUUUAUACUGUCACAGUAAUAAAGGCUUGGUGAGGGAAGCAAUAACCUAUACAUGUAUGGCUGAGCUUAUUUGUACAGUUUUAUAAAAAUGCAGGAGUGUGUUUCUUGAUGAAAUUACAGUCUCCUACUAAGCGUUUUUAAGCUAUAUUGCCUCUUGUACAGUUCAAUUCCACUUUUUACUGGAUAUGGUGAGUCACAGAUCCAGUAGAAAGGAGAGUGGAGCUGUAUAAAUAGCAAGAUAACUUCUAAAAGAACAUAGAAGCACUCUUUUUAAGUUAUAUUCCUACUUAUACAGCUCAACCCCCUUUCUACUGGAUCUGUGACUUGCUAGAUGUGUGAAGCUGUCUAUGUGAAAUAAAACAAGCUAUAAAAGCUUUAACCAGAUUUAGGCAGCGAGACUAUUUUUUGCCAGAGAAGGCGAUGUUUAAAUUCCAGAAUUAAAAUAAAUGAGCUUCAUUUGACAUAACUACUGAACUUCACAAUGAGUUAAAAAGUAAACCAACCUAAGUCUGAUCCAUGUAGGUGCAUUCAAACAUUAGCACCAAAAAUGUUGUAUGACUGACAAAUGGGAACCUAAUUUUGACAGGAUGCUGUUAUGAAAACUGCUGUGAGCUACAAGAGAUCAGCAUGCAGGAUGACAGAUUCAAAGUGCUAGUUCAGCUAGCCACCUGUCAAGCAAAUUGGCUUGAUACCAUUAUCCCUAUGCAAGUGAAUGCAUUUGCAUGCACGAAAAGAUGCAAAAUUUAACAAAUAAACUCUCCCCAACAGCCAGAUGUAGAUGUUUUAUAAAAAAUGUCGCAUGGGAAGCUGGAAUGUGCUGGGAUGCUGAUGUGUUUGUGCUAAUUUAAAUUAACACUGUUGGCAUUUUUUGGGUCUAUGUAAGCAUGGUAUCUAUGUUUGUUCAAAAAGCACUUUAACAAAUUCUUGAGGCUUUUCCAGGCCCUUGCCUUCUUUGUCUGUAUGUUAUACAUCAAAAUGUACUUAAUCCUUGAAGAGGGUUCUUUUUCUUAUUUUCUGGUUUCAGUCAUGCACAGCAGCACUUAAGUGUACUAAUAAUCUCUUAACAGAAGGCCCAAGUAUAAAUUGUGCAGGGUUAGACAGAAUACAUUUUCCUGACAAGGUCUUGCUGACAAUCUUUAUUAUAUAAUAAAAUCCCAUUGUAUUAAAUCACUAACUCAAAGUGUGAGCUUCUUUCCAUAUUUCUCAAAAUCCCAUUUUGUAUUCAUACAAUAAUUUCUGCAAAUCCAAAAGCUCUUGCAUUACCACAGCUUACUAUCAAAAUUAUUAAUCAAAGCUCCCUUUCUCAUUUGCUAGGUUCAAUCUGCUAUUGUUUAGCUGGCUGCUGGGAAGCUUAACACUGCUCUUCAUGAAGUAAUAGCUUGACAAAAAUAAUUUAAGCUAUUUUCCAGAAUCAGAAUCAGAAUCCUUUAUUGAUCCCAGAGGGAAAUUGCAGUUGUUACAGUUGCAACCAUUUAUGUAAAAGAAUAAACACUUUAAUAACUUAAAACAAAGAUAA